Limulus polyphemus (Atlantic horseshoe crab) is the source of this 2313-nucleotide messenger RNA. Its product is annotated as serum response factor homolog. The coding region runs from base 111 to 791 and encodes 226 amino acids. Gene Ontology annotation, biological process: positive regulation of transcription by RNA polymerase II. NCBI's taxonomy places the organism in Eukaryota, Metazoa, Arthropoda, Merostomata, Xiphosura, Limulidae. The record is from RefSeq and is a predicted model, not a curated record. The transcript has 3 exons. Gene Ontology annotation, molecular function: RNA polymerase II cis-regulatory region sequence-specific DNA binding; protein dimerization activity; DNA-binding transcription factor activity, RNA polymerase II-specific.
GGUGGUGUUCCAGUGCAUGCUCACUCAGAGUGGGAAUUGAAUGUUUGUUGUGUAGUUGACAAGAGGGGAGGCUGAGUGAAUGGAAUUGAACUUGAAGUGACGUGAUAGUCAUGCAGAGAAUUUCAUCGAUUGGACAAGAAACGAGUCAUCCUGGACUCAUGUUAGAAAAUAUAGGCUCUUUAACACAAGGAUUUAGUGGUGACAGUGAAGAGGACUCCAGAGAAGGAAAUUCUAAUGGCCCUGGCGGCCAGAAACGUAGUGCUGAGGAAGCUGGGCUUUCCGAACGGUCAGGAAUUGAUGUUGGAAGCACGUCGGACAAACUAAAGAAAACAAUUCCACCAAAUGGAAAAAAAACUAAGGGUCGUGUAAAGAUAAAAAUGGAAUUUAUUGACAACAAAUUACGGCGAUAUACGACUUUUAGUAAAAGAAAAACUGGAAUUAUGAAAAAGGCUUAUGAGUUGUCAACACUGACUGGUACCCAAGUAAUGCUACUGGUAGCUAGCGAAACUGGCCAUGUGUAUACAUUUGCUACUAGGAAGUUACAGCCUAUGAUAACCAGUGAUGCUGGCAAGGCACUAAUCCAAACUUGUCUGAAUUCUCCUGAUGCCCUGGCUGGUCCAGGAGGCUCGGGGCUGGAUCAGCGUAUGAGUGCUACUGGUUUUGAAGAAACUGAGCUGGUCUACAGUGUGAAUGAGGACACAGAAAAUAGAGUGUCCCACUACCAACCGCACAUGUACGCCCAGGUUCCCGAAUAUAACACGCAGAAACUUCCCCCAUUUUAUACAAUUUAGAUGAACCUUUUCUGACUGACGACCUCUGACAUCCAAUCAGCAAGACGCAGCAGUAACGACCAGUUCAUCACCGGGUCUGCCGCACGUGCAGCGCUGGGCGCCGCGCGUGUUAGGCACGCCGUACAUCUACGCCUCUUCUUCUCUCUUUCUCUUCUUAAGCUCUGUCAGUGAGUCUCUCUCGGACUUCUGGCGCCUUCCCAUAUUUGGCCAGAGAGGGUGUAUCCUUUUCCUUUUAUGGUGAUAAACUUCCCCAUAUUAGUCAUAGCCGGCCUUGCUGGAGGGAGCCACGCGAAAGGCCAAGUGCCCGAAAAUGGAAACCGGCUUUUUCCUCUGUAUUGGUGAACCCGGCGGAGCCAGGUUCUCCUUACUAGGAAGUUGGCUGGACGGUAGUUAGUCACGUGAUACUUGCAGCUACAGGCUUUAUCAGCAAUUGGUGGAUUAGAACGUUAAUGUGCGAUGGCACAUGGAGAAUGUCAGAGCAGGUCUCUGACACUGGCGACAUGAUUAUGGUGUAUACCGUUUGUGUUUCGAAUCUACGAGUUUUUAUAUGUAUUUUUUUAAAAUAGUGUAAGUGAGUCUGAUUUUGUAGGCUAUUCCAAGAAUGCUUGUUGAACAAAAGUGUAUUGUGUGAAUAGCAGUGGGAUGUUGGCAGUUGCUGUAUAUUUAAUACCCUUAAGCAGGGGCGGUAGUGAUAUCUGGUUGUUGACUUGUUUUCUAAUUUUUCUUCUCUUUUUUUAGUUGUUAUUAGGCAUCCUACUUGUAUCCGGCAGAUGUUUUUUUUCAUUAAAAAAGAAGUUAACUAACGUUGGUAGUUUCAUUUCAGUAAUGUUUUUAUUAUAUAGUGAAAAUCAAAAAAGUUAUCAUACUUACCAUUGGUGGAUAAUUAACUCGUGUUUCAUAAUGGUAAAAAGCAUUUCUUUGUAGUGUGCUUAUCUUCAAAACGUUUACAAGUAAUUUUAUUUUAUUUUUUUCACCUGUUCUGCUACCACAGAAGUGAAAUUUGCGUUUAAUUUUUACUGUUUGCAUAUUAAAUAGCGACGCCUUUUUUGUUUUAUAGGAUGUGUUAGUUCUCCGUGUACUUAAUGAAACAACUUGUUUUACAGUGUUUAAAACUACUUUUGGCUAACGCUUUGUGUGUGUGUGUAAUGCUAGCUGUAUAAGCAUUCCACCUAGUUGUUGUUCAGUCAAGAUUUUGGUUACAUUUUUCAAUCCUCUACAGAAAUCGUAUUAUGUUAUUUUGUUGUUCUUUAAAGCUUUGACUCUAAAGAAUCGAUUUUUUUUUUUAAUUUCGUGUUUAAAACUAUCUUGUUCACUGGUGUCUUAUGACAAUCAAACAAGUCAUAUUUUUAUAUCAGAUUUUCUGCUGGAAUUUUUAAAUAUAUUUUGCCUAAACUGGCUGGUUUCCAGUUUAGAUUUUUUGGAUAUUUAGAAAACAUCGUUACUAAAAAUCUUUUGUUGGAAAGUUACAUUCCUGUAAAAUUUUGAGAAAUUUUUAUACAGUUAAUAAACAAUUUGGAGUUUA